UUUAUUUCUGCUAGCAAGUAGCCUACCCAGCGGUCUCGUCUAUUCUCUCUAGCCUAGGUGCCUAGCUAAAUCAAUAUGACUAAUAGGCCAUUGUGAGUGAUUUAUUUCAAGUUAAAAACUAGUGGCAAUCAAAAAAUUGUCUAGAAUGAAAUGGUUAACGUUGUUGUCGAGUUUUCUUUUGUUCAUCGAUGUGUGUUUAUCGCUAGCUGGAGAUCCGUACAAAAUUUUAGGCAUACACAAAUCGGCUCUGGCCCCGGAAAUUCGCAAAGCUUACAAACAAUUAGCUAAAGAAUGGCAUCCUGACAAGAAUAACAAUCCGGGAGCAGAGGAUAAAUUUGUGGAAAUCACUCAGGCCUAUGAGCUGCUAUCGGACCCGGAACGACGCCGCCAGUACGACACGUUCGGACGCAGCGACGACUUCCGACAGUCGACCGCAUUCGAUCCGGUCGACGACCUGUUCGCACAGAGUGGCUUCCGGUUCCGGUAUCCGCCCGACAGAGACAUCACCCUCUUCCACAAGAUGUCCGUCAGUGCCAGGGCGUUCGAGAAUGUACUGAUGCCGAAAAGUCACCGCCAGCCCUACCUGUUGCUUUUUUACUCGGACUGGUGCUUCGCCUGUCUGCAGAUGGAGCCAAUCUGGCGAAGGGUCACCGACGAGCUAGAGCCUAUUGGUGUGGGCGUGGCUACAGUGCACACAGAACACGAGCCAAUGCUGGCCAGGCGAGUGGGAGUGCAUGGACUGCCCUGCUUAGCAAUCCUAAUCGAAGGCAAGACCUACAUCUAUAAACAGUCCGUGUUCAGCAUACAGAAAGUGGUUGAAUUUGUGAGACACAGACUGCCCUAUCGACUGGUUCAGCCGGUGAAUGACGAGACGGUGGAUGAAUUCCUGUCUGGCUGGAGUGACAACCUGGUCAGGGGUCUGCUCUUCCAGAAGAGUGAGCCAAUCCGGCUCAGAUAUCUGCUCACCGUAUUCUAUCACAGAGAUCGAGUCGCUUUCGGGUUUGUGCAGACAACGAGUGCAGACACAGUUGGCAUUCGCACCCGUUUCCAGACGCAACCAGACAAAGACAGUCUGCUGCUGUUCAACGAGAACACAGAGCAGCCGGUCGCAUCAGUCAGUAUGGCCGACAUUCCCAAGCAGACUAUUCACGACAUCAUCAACAACAACCAGUAUCUACUACUGCCUCGUCUCUCCUCACAGGCGAUGUUGGACGCCCUGUGCCCGGUUGGCUGGUGGCGUUCGAGGCGACGCCUGUGCGUCGUGCUGGUCUCACAGGAGUAUGCACCCGAGCACCAGGCGCUGAGGCAGACGUUGCGACGCAUCGCUCAGGAGUACAAGGGCAACGCGGGUCAGGCGCAAGAGCACAGGGUGCGAUUCAUGUACGUCUAUCAGGAGCGGCAGGCUGAGUUUGUCAAUGCGCUCACUCAAGGAAGUCCGCCCUCGACAGCAGAAGAGCAAGAGGCCGCCGCCGACCAGAGUCGGCCAGGAGGCGAAGGUGGUGGCCAUGACCAAGGAGAUGUAGGAGACGGAGGUGAAGCGCUGCUGCACAACGUGGCCAUUCUGUGGCGCCGCGACCAGUCGCACAUCAAGUUUGAGUGGCUGCGCGAUCAGCGCGAGAGCCGAGGCAACCAGCAGCCCAUCAACUCCUACAACGAGACCAAGCAGCGUAUCGAAGCCGCCAUUGAUCGCGUCUUGCAUACUAAUCAGCCGCUGGCACACGAGGCGGUGGUGGGUGAGCUGAUCGACGAGCACGCACAAGGCUUUGUGAUGAGGCUGCUGCAACGUAUCCUAUUCAGCUACGAGUCUCUGCGAGAGUCACUCGGCAAGGAGCACAUUCUGCCUGCCAUCUCGGUCUUCGCCACAGUUAUUGCCAUACUGUCAGCUGGCUAUCUCAUGGCCUACCUCAUGCGCCUGGAGGAGACGCGUGUUCAGGAAGAGUACCAGUCGACCAAGCGACACUCGUCGAAGCGACAGGCGACAAAACGACGCGACAGCGACAGUGUGCCGUUCGCCGCAAGCGAUAGCAACGCCACGUCAUCAACAACAUUCGGUUGCCAUGGCAACAACAAUAACAACAACAACAACCAACAACUCAAACUGCACGAGAUGCGAGCCGAGACUUUCAACGGCCUGGUCAGGUUGCUUCGGCCGGGUUGCCGUACGAUUCUGUUGCUGGUCGACACACAGUCGCGGGCCAAACUGUUACCUAAGUUCCACAAGAUUGUCUGGCCCUAUCGCAAAAACAAGACGCUGCUAUUCGCGCAUCUGAACCUGGACCGUGGCCUGGCCUGGUACAGUCAGCUGUUGAGCCUCAGUCUGUCUGAGCCGAGAGAGCUGACCAUCAAUCCGCGCAACUGUAUUGGCACUGUUCUCUCGCUCAACGGCUUGAGGAAGUACUUCUGCAUGUAUCACGCUAAACACCCCGAGUGCCGUGGCCAGAGGGCUAAUAAGCGAAUGAGCCGAAUGACUCGGCAGGUGGAGAGUGGCGGAGGGGCCUCGUUCCUUGGCUUCGACGACAGCCAAUCAGAGGACAGUGAAGACUCGGAUAUCGAACAGGGCUUGCGCACAGAUCACCUGAAUGGUGGUGACAAGUACAGCCAAGUGAUCUUCCAGGAGACUCUGUUGGAUGGCCUGCCAAACUGGCUGGAUCGGCUCUUUGAGGGGUCCACUCACCGCUACUACAUCAACUAUUGGCCCGAUUUCAUCGGAAAAUGAGCGAGUUCUUGGUUUGAAAUUGUGUCAUUUUGUACAGUCAUCAUCGAUGGUCCGCUUCAGAACCCGUGUUUCAAGACCAUAGAGCAAAGUUGGUAGGUGUGUAACAUGUUUCAAAGCCAUAGAACUAAGUUGGUAUGUGCGUUUCAUAUUUGAAGACCUUUGAACAAAGUUGGUAGGUGUGCAACAUGUUUCAAGACCAAAGAGCAAUGUUGGUAGGUGUGUUUCAUGUUUCAAAGCCAUAGAACUAAGUUGGUAGGUGUGUAUUAUGUUACAAGAUCUUUGAAGAAAGUUGAUUGGUGUGUUACAUGUUUCAAAGCCAUAGAACUAAGUUGGUAGGUGUGUUUUAUGUUUCAAGAUCUUUGAAGAAAGUUGAUUGGUGUGUUUCAUGUUUCAAAGCCAUAGAACUAAGUUGGUAGGUGUGUUUCGUGUUUCAAGAUCAUACGGCAAAGUUGUUAUGUAUGCAGAAUGUUAUGAAAAAAACAGCCAAAUUGGUUGAUAUAUGUUUAAUGUUUCAAGACCAUAGAGCAGAGUUGGUGUGGGUGUGUUUCAUGUUUCACAACUGUUAACUAGAGUUGUAUGGCGAAAUACUUGUUACAAAGUUGGAAGGUGUGUUUUAUAUUUCAAGAUCUCAAGACUACUGAGCAAAGGUGGUUGCUGGAAUACAUGUUUCAAAACUCUGGAGCAAAGUUGAUUGGUGUGUUUCAUGUUUCAAAGCCAUAGAACUAAGUUGGUUGCUGUGUUUCAAGUUUCAAGACCAUAGGGCAGAGUUGGUGGCUUUGUUUCAAGUUUCAAGACCGUAGAUAAGUGUUGGUAUGGAGGUGGAAUCCACUGGCAGCCUGAGAUGAAUGUGGGAAGUAAUGGUGAUAUUUGGACAGAAUACUGACAGUGAAGAUUGAGUCACACUAAAGGUGAUUUUUGUUCAAAAAAUUAUGAAAAAUUUGAGCUUGGAUUGAAGAAAAAAAACGAAAUGAUUUCAAGCAUUGUGCGCCGAUUUUGUCCAUGGAACAAAGUGUGUGGUUGAGCAUGUUUCACUACCAUAGAUUGUUGUGGGAGCUGAACGAUUUUUUUCCUGUAAAUAUUCUCCGAAUAAAGAAUAAUAUAUUCAUUUCCCUGAAAAGUCGUUUCUGAGUGUAAUUUGUAUGAUUUCAGUUUUAAUUUAAAUUGUAAUUUUUAAUCGAUUGUGUUCAAUUUCUCUUGAAGUAUUUAUAGCAAGAAGGAUAGAAAAUAAUUUUCAUUGAUAAAAUUGUAAUUA
Nilaparvata lugens (brown planthopper) is the source of this 3968-nucleotide messenger RNA. It is a transcript of the gene l(3)80Fg, whose product is annotated as dnaJ homolog subfamily C member 16. The coding region runs from base 146 to 2716 and encodes 856 amino acids. The record is from RefSeq and is a predicted model, not a curated record. The transcript is spliced from 16 exons. Lineage: Eukaryota; Metazoa; Arthropoda; Insecta; Hemiptera; Delphacidae.